Molecule: messenger RNA, 1633 nt
Organism: Radiomyces spectabilis
Lineage: Eukaryota; Fungi; Mucoromycota; Mucoromycetes; Mucorales; Radiomycetaceae
Exons: 8
Coding region: 142-1314 (390 amino acids)
Biological process (GO): CENP-A containing chromatin assembly
Cellular component (GO): chromosome, centromeric region
Source: RefSeq, a predicted model, not a curated record
CUGAUCAGGGACACAUUGGAGUUGGGACAUUUCAGUGGCGGUCAUUUGGGAAGGCAUCAAAUUGUGACGAUUCUGUCCAAACGCCGUCUUUGAGCUUCUUUGCCUCCUCAUUUUUUCGAGCACCGCGUACCACUAGAGAUUAUGCUCAGUGGAAUGAACGACUUUGAAAACGAGCCUGUGUUUGACUACAGGACAAUCAAUGAACGAUUUCAACAGCGAUUACUGGAGGCACAGAAAACAGCCAACGAAAAAGAGAUAGAAGCCGAUCUGAAUCUUGCCGGAUCGCCCGAUCUACCUGAUGCUGUAGAUCCAUUGGAAACCGAACGCCAAAUACUCGAAGCCCAGGUAGCACGCGCGGAGAAAGAUGUAGAGGAAUUGAAAAAACAGGUGGCAGAUCGUAAAGCACGUCGACUUCGCGAAGCAGCGCUACUCAAGAUGACACCUGAAGAACGUGCUCGAGUCGUUGAAGAACAGGAAAAAGCGGCUGAGGAAGGUAUGCCGAUUGACGAUGAUGUUGACGAUAUGGAUGUGGUGUUCGAGUACCUGUUGCAUAUUGGCGAAACACCGUUACCGAGAAACGCAGCUAAUAUGUCGCGAACUGACUUGAUGUCGUCUCAUGCUGAAUUUCGUACAAGAGCCAUGCAAGACCCCGAGGUUGAAAAACAAGGUGAAUUUGCCCACCUUCGAUUUACCGAAGCCAAAAAUCGUCUAACCCCCAAUCCUAACGGACAAGGGGAGAUACGUUCGUGUGAACUUAUCGGGGAGACUUAUCAACAAUCUUUCAAGAUUUGUUUUGAUGUUUACGAGCCUAAUUUUGUGGUCGAUAACCUUGUGUUCGAUCUCAGCAUCGAGAUGCAACUGGAUUGCGGAUCAAUAUUGCAAGAGAUUGUGGACGAAAGUGAUUUGUUGGCAUUCUUCCGAUUAUUAGUGCACUAUGCUCGUUUGGAUGAUGAGCGCAAAAAGGUUUUCAAUCAGCUAAAAGAAAAGCUUGCCGACACACGGAUAACUCUGCUGCCAAUGGCAGAAGAUCGAUUAAAGUUUCAGAGCAAUCGAAAUGAUGAACCGGAAUUAUACCUCUUGUGGAAAACUAAAGUCAUUGAAUCUGAACAUGCUGAUUUGGACGCCAAUAUUUGCGAACGUGUACUACCUGAUAUACGGAUGGAAGCAGAUACCUCUGAGAAAUGGUCUUUGGUCGAUGAAAAAGGAGUCAUGGAUCAUCUUCCCACGCAUUUCACGCAAACCAUGAAGCUCAAGGGAGUGUUUUUAGCCACCCUUAUUAUGGUAGACGCUGUUUUUGACAUGGGUUUAGCCUAGAAUAUGACAUUGAAUCGAUUCAAACAUGUAAAUAACCUCUCACAGCAUCUUGUACUAAUCAAACUCAUCUUCAUUUUUAUUUGUCUUACACAUCGACCUUUCUGAGGACUUUGAAUUUUUUUUUUUUUCGAAGCUGACACGGCGAUGCCAAAGGCAGUAUAAACGAUUACGAAGAAAAAAAAAACUGACACGGCGACGCCAAAGACAGUAUAAUGGGUGAUUGAGAAGAAAAAAAAGCUGACACGGCGACACGUCGGAUGAUCCUGCAAUAAUGUAGUGCCCGACUCAUAAACAUAUGCUGGUAUAAAUAGGGCACUUC